AUGACGGGAGCAGUAACGGAUGGGUACAAAUGGGUCACCGGUUCACCAGUUCGUCAUCUCUUUGUGAACGCGAUCGUCUGUACGCUUUCCUUCGCUGCCAGUUUGCCGGUCGCUCUGGCGCUGUUCCCACAGGAGAGCACUAUAUCCAUUGAAAGACUGGAGCCGGAAAUCCGAUCCAAAACCACUGCCACGGAAUUGUUUUACAACAAAGGAUUAUGA
This is a messenger RNA of Ostertagia ostertagi, 219 nucleotides long. NCBI's taxonomy places the organism in Eukaryota, Metazoa, Nematoda, Chromadorea, Rhabditida, Trichostrongylidae. The record is from the annotation of a GenBank genome assembly.